UGAGGACGCCGGCGUGGUAGGCUGAGGUGGCAGUAGUCCUGCGGCCAUGGAGCUGCCGCAGAUGCCGGAGCUGAUGGGGCUGUCCCUGCUGGUGGGGCUGCUGGCCCUAGUGGCCACGGCGGCGGUGGCCCGGGGCUGGCUGCGGACCGAGGAGGACAAGACCAGCCCUCCCGUCCGCCAAAAAGCAAAUGAAUCCAAGAAGUCAGGAUCCAAGAAGCAGAAACAGAAUCAGCGGGUUCGCAAGGAGAAGCCUCAGCAACAUACCUUCACCCACCGCCUUCUGGCUGCAGCAUUAAAGAGCCAUAGUGGGAAUAUAUCUUGCAUGGACUUCAGUAGCAAUGGCAAGUAUCUGGCCACCUGUGCAGAUGACCGCACUGUCCGAAUCUGGAGCACCAAAGAUUUCCUUCAGCGGGAACACCGCAGCAUGAGAGCCAAUAUGGAGCUGGACCAUGCCACCUUGGUGCGCUUCAGCCCAGACUGCAGAGCCUUCAUUGUUUGGUUGGCCAAUGGGGACACCCUCCGUGUCUUUAAGAUGACGAAACGAGAAGAUGGGAGCUUUACCUUCACAGCCACCCCAGAGGACUUCCCUAAAAAGCACAAGGCGCCUAUUGUCAACAUUGGCAUUGCUGACACAGGGAAGUUCAUCAUGACAGCCUCCAGUGAUACGACCAUCCUCAUCUGGAAUCUGAAAGGUCAGGUGCUGUCCACAAUCAACACCAACCAGAUGAACAACACUCACGCUGUUAUCUCCCCAUGUAGCAGGUUUGUGGGUUCGUGUGGCUUCACCCCAGAUGUCAAGGUCUGGGAGGUCUGCUUUGGGAAGAAAGGGGAGUUCCAGGAGGUGCUGCGAGCCUUUGAACUGAAGGGCCACUCUGCAUCUGUUCAUUCUUUCGCUUUCUCCAACGACUCUCGGAGGAUGGCCUCUGUCUCCAAGGAUGGCACUUGGAAGCUGUGGGACACAGAUGUGGAAUACAAGAAGCAGCAGGACCCCUACUUGCUAAGGACAGGCCGCUUUGAAGAGGCGUGUACCAUGCCUUGCCGCCUGGCGCUCUCCCCUGACACCCAUGUCCUGGCCUUGGCCUCUGGCACCAGUAUUCAUCUCUUCAACACGAGGCGUGGGGAGAAGGAGGAGUGCUUCGAGAGUGUCCAUGGGGAAUGUAUUGCUGACUUGACUUUUGACAUCACUGGCCGCUUCCUGGCCUCCUGUGGGGACCGUGCAGUGCGGCUCUUCCACAACACCCCUGGCCACCGGGCUGUGGUGGAGGAGAUGCAGGGCCUCCUGAAGCGAGCAACCAGUGAGAGCACCCGCCAGAGGCUGCAGCAACAGCUGGCCCAGGCCCAGGAGGCCCUAAAGAGCCUGGGUGCCCUGAAGAAGUGACUCUGGCUCUGGAUGGGUCUGACUGCCUGCCACAAUGGUUGCUACUCUAUUCCCAGCUGUCCCUGGGGUAGAGACCUGGAGGAACCUCCCAGUUUUCUUCCUGUUGUCCUCCACUUUUUCCCAUUGAAGCUAUUCUUGCAUAUUUAGAUCUCUCUCUCUUCUUGUUUGACUCCUCCCAUAAUGAAAGGUGCUGUUUUCUCACAAGCCCAAGGGUGGAGUCUAUCUUCACCCAGCACUGAGAAGAGGGGUAGAAAGAAGAGAGACAGAAAAAGCAAAGCCUUUGUGUGGCAAAAGACCCUGACACCCAAAGAAGUUUGUGAGUGAGUGUCAAGGUAAAACCUGAAGGACACCAGAGAGUAAGGUACAGAAUGUGUUUUAUAAUGCUGCAAGAUGAGUCUCCACCUGGACCAGGCUCCUGUUACCAGCAAGAAAUAAUUAAAGGAUGGUCUUUGUGUUUAUGUUGGUCUAUAAACUAGACAUUCAACAGGUAAAGGCAAGAAAAUCAGGGGUUCAAGUCACUACAUAGUGAAUUCCAGGACUUCCUGGGCUCCAUAUGGAGAAAGACCUUGACUAGAGAUUUUUUUGCUCCAGGCUUCAGUUUUCUUAUUUGUAAAAUGGGGAACGAUGCUCUCUGUGGCCUUCUUCAAAAGAUGUUGUAAGGCUAAGAGCAUUCCAAAGCUUCCACACAUGUAGCAUAAUAGUGCUGUCCAACAUCAUUAACUGUCAGGUAAACUUUGGACUCAAAUUGUGGUCUGCAACCCAAUCAGAAGGAAACACAGCCCUUGGGAGGGCCAGUCUUCUGAAACUAGGCUUGCUCAUUCAUCUUGGAUGCAUAUGGGGGUUUGGUUCAUGUGCCUUGAGAAGUAAUGUAAUCUUAGCAUGGCAACUCCUCUAUUGGAGACCUCUUGGGCUUAUCACUUGGGUGUCUGCUUCAUGGGAAGAGCUAGUGAUGCUGGCUAACACAAGACUGGGCCUGCUGCCAAAGAUAAAACUUAGUGGGAAGAACCUACAGGCUGGUAUCUGUGAAGUGCUGUUUGUUCAGUCACAGCUGCAGGGGAUGUAGGCAAGGGGCUUGACAGUUUGACUAUAAUGGGGAUGAAACGUAAUAUAUCCAAUGAGAGAUUGGUUUCAGACAUGAAUUUGAAUACUGCUUGGAUCCAAGGAGUGUGGAAAAUGUCAGGAAUCUAGGAAGGCUUGACUCUACCAAAAAGUAUCCGUCUCAUUUAGUUUUGAUCUUUUGCUUAAAAGUAGAUCCUCUUCCAGCCAUCCUCAAUGGUACAGAAUGUUGGAAUAAGGCACAACCCUGAAGUUGACCUUGAUGGCUCCCUUGUCGCCACCCUCUUCCACCACCACUGCUAUAUCCAGAUGCCCUGCAGCAUCUGCUGUCUCCCCAUCUCUUCUGUUAGUACACUGGUCUUGGACACUGAACAUACUAUAUGUAUAGUACUUCUCUUCCCAACCACAUUACUUUAAGUCACUUUUCUAUAUAGUUUAGCCAGCUUUUGAAAAACAUAAAACAGGUUGUGCCAUUCCCCAGUUAAAAAACCCUUCAGAGGCUUCUCUCUACUCUUAGACUAAAAACCCUGAUCUCUCUCUGUGCCCUACAUAAUGUAGUGAAGUUUAGCUCCUCCUGUGGUCUUCCUUUGCGAAGGUCGCUUCCACCCCAUUCUUCCUGUUUUUUUACUAACCCAAGCAGUUCACAGGCUCCAGGUAUGGGCUGGUCCCUCUUGUUUGUUGCAAGCAUUUUUCCUUUCUGUUGGCAGACUUGUCAAUGUGAUUCAGUCCUUGGUAACUUUGAUUUCAAACAGUUGCCUCCUCAAACACUCCAUCCGAAGUAGCCCUUUCCACCAAUCCCGUCCUAUUGUUUACGUUGGUGCUUUUCUUUCUUUUGUAUGAAUAGAUGAUUUCUAAAGCUAUCUUGUUUGAUAUGUAUUUGCUCCAGUGCCGUGACAGGGGCAGUUGUGUGUGUAGCAAAGGUAGGAAUUAGGUGGGUUGCCUGGUUGUGAGAUGGGAGGAAAUGGUAGAGACUGCAAUGAGCUGGUAGACCUGUGCCCUGGGUGCACAGUGGUUAGUAGCUGCUAUGUAUUGUUUAAUAGUUCCCCCAGAGUUCCCAGUUUCAGAGAAGUUAGAUGUUAGCGCCUUACUCUGAAACGAGGCACCAUUGUGAAUUGCACCCAGCACCGAUGUAGGAAGAAUCAGCUCACCAGUCUCAUUGUUACUUAAGGAUUGUUCCUUGCUUUUCAUUUUGCAGGCCUGGGCAUGGAACCCAGAGCCUCCUGCAGGGGAGACCAUCAUUCCGCUGCUGAAUCAUGCCUUAGCCCUCACUAGGAGAGGCUAAGACCGUGGCUGUCCUGCUCAGCCACAGCCCCUCACUGGGAGAUUCUAGGCAAAGGUUCUCCUUAGCCACAGCUGCAGUCCCUCACUGGGCAAAUGUUCUGCUACUGAGCCUCCAGCACUAGUUUGUGAAUUGCUGAAGAAUGCAUUGGAACACGAGUUUCACAAAGACAGGACCCUUGUUUGUCUGCUUUGUUCUGGGUUCCAAGUCAAGAAGCUGGGACAGAGUAAGCUCUCAAUAAAUAGAACUCAGACUAGAAGUAAUUGACAGAAAAAUUGAUAUUCUUUUGUUUUUCUGCACUCCACUGUGGAUUCAGGUUUCUGAUAAGAUCAGCCAUAUUGAGGCCUGUAUGGUCACACCCAGGUUUGGGUUUCUGAACACACAGCUCUGCCUCGUGCUGCAUGUGCAUGUGGGGUCUGGUAGAUGUCUCCUUUGGCUGUCAGAAGCAGUAUAAAAGGCUUCCACUUGCUUUUGAAUGCCUGUGUCACGACUGCGGAGGGAAGGUAGGGAAACCAAGAAUGCUGAGCCACUGAAGUCAGAAGUCUGUUCCAGAAUCAGCCAAGUCAGUGACGUGUGACCUGGACUGGGGUGAUCACAGAGGCUGCCUGAGUUUGUCUCCUCAUCUGUAAAAUGGGAAUAAAUGUUGUCCUGUCUACCA
Messenger RNA from Microtus oregoni (creeping vole), 4371 nucleotides. It is a transcript of the gene Tbl2, whose product is annotated as transducin beta like 2. Bases 47 to 1378 code for a protein of 443 amino acids. Gene Ontology annotation, cellular component: endoplasmic reticulum. Gene Ontology annotation, biological process: endoplasmic reticulum unfolded protein response. NCBI's taxonomy places the organism in Eukaryota, Metazoa, Chordata, Mammalia, Rodentia, Cricetidae. The transcript has 7 exons. The record is from RefSeq and is a predicted model, not a curated record. Gene Ontology annotation, molecular function: protein binding.